Messenger RNA from Neurospora crassa OR74A, 324 nucleotides. RefSeq lists its product as hypothetical. The coding region runs from base 1 to 324 and encodes 107 amino acids. The transcript is spliced from 3 exons. The record is from RefSeq and is a predicted model, not a curated record. Lineage: Eukaryota; Fungi; Ascomycota; Sordariomycetes; Sordariales; Sordariaceae.
AUGGAAGCCCUCGGGCCAUCGUCGAUGACCCGACCUAGCGGCUCCUACGGCUCCAGCUGGGACAACACGGGGCUCCUCGGGCCCGCAACCACAAAGCGAACUGAAAGGGGAGAGGAAACAAGAGACGAGGGGACGAGUCAAGAUCAACUCGCCGACAGGGUCAAUCUCGGCUUCGUCGAUUGUCUAGUACUCAUGGUAUCAGCCAGUCCAGGGGUUUUGCUGGCACAUAGUCGUGAAGUUCUGAACGAUGACGGACGGACUAUCGAACCAGACAAUGAGAUGGACAAGAAGGAACGCGAUUCGGGCGAACCAUUCUCGUCAUAG